This is a messenger RNA of Didymodactylos carnosus, 1116 nucleotides long. The record is from the annotation of a GenBank genome assembly. NCBI's taxonomy places the organism in Eukaryota, Metazoa, Rotifera, Eurotatoria, Philodinida, Philodinidae.
AUGACGAAAACAACAACUCAUCACAUAAAACCAACUUCUCUGUUACCGAAUGGUUUGAAAGAUGAUGCGAAAUUACAUCAUUCUUCUCGCCCUUCAUCGUCUCGGACGUCAACAGUACGACCAAGUAAUCACAGUAGUAGUAGUGCUAAAACUAAAUUACCAAAAGAAGGUACAGUUCGCUAUGUGAUGACAAAAUACGGCCUUGAAGUUCGUCGAUAUUCAACUGAUAAGUGGCUCAACAUCGAUCUACUCGCGAAAGAUGCUUGUACUACGCAGGAGCGAGCAUACGCCGAGAUAAUGGAAAAAAAACAGCAGUAUGAGAGAAUGUCAAAACGAAUUUAUGCAUCGGAAUAUUACGAAAAACGUUUGAGAGAGCUUCUAUUGUUUCGAAAGUCGGGUAUUAUGUCUCACGAAGAAUGGGCAAAACAAAGUUAUCAAUUGUUAUGUGUUAAAACGUUGCUUGAUCGUUCGCUAAAACAGGAACGAAAAGAUAUUUUAGUCGAUGAGAAGGCGCGUAAUGCGAGAUUAUCCCAAAGAGCAUAUCAGCAAUGGAUAGAAUCGAAGACAAAAGAAGGAAUGAUAAAUAACACACUCUAUAAUAAACGAGACUUUCUUCAUGAAAAUAAAAAGUAUGUUUGGAGAAAUCGUCAAUUCGAAACACCGGCAAAAUUUCGGCGUGACGUUCAGUCGUUCAGACUAGAGAGACCGAAUACACCCAAUACGGCGAUAUUAUUGAAUGCUAAUGAUAGUCUCUCGUCUGAUACCUGCGAUGCAUCACUUAUUAAAAGUGAAAUAUUCAAUCAAAAGACUGAGAGAAUUGAUAGAGAGAUAUCGGCAAAAAAACGUAUCAACACUAGUGAACAAACAUCCUCCCUAUUUUCAAAAAAAUCCUCGAUAUCAUCGUCAACAAUGGAACUAUUGCAAAGCCAACGUUGGUCGUUGCAUAGCAUGUUGAAGAGAAUUGUUGGUCUGGAAGAAUCCGUGCCAUCAUCAAAAGUAUCCAGUAGUAAAAACGUAAUAUCGGAAAAGAGCACGUUUAAUGAACCAUACCAAAGUGGAGGGAAACAAUCCUCGUUAACAGUAAACAGCGACAGCGGUUUUGAGUCGCUGAAUUAA